Molecule: messenger RNA, 3398 nt
Organism: Mastomys coucha (southern multimammate mouse)
Lineage: Eukaryota; Metazoa; Chordata; Mammalia; Rodentia; Muridae
Gene: Lrrc2
Product: leucine rich repeat containing 2
Exons: 9
Coding region: 305-1444 (379 amino acids)
Molecular function (GO): protein binding
Source: RefSeq, a predicted model, not a curated record
GCAGGGGAUCCUGCAUGCCCAGCUCACUGAAUAAUCGUGCUGUGCCCGGGUGCCAAACCCUCCCCGACCAGAUCUGUUUUGUCUCCUGCUAGGCUGAGUCACAUAGAAUAGAUAGAUAGUUUAUCAGCACAUGUCCUCCAGAUCAUAUUAUCCGCUUACAAAUAUAGCCUGUUAGCGCACAGGCACGGUAGCCCUUCCGCUGGGGGUGUUGCUCUGCGGGCGUAAACAGCAUCGAAAACGGAUUACAGCGUGGCGGCCACGACCGGGGACUGUCAGCGCCCACUCGCACAGGGAAGGUAACUUUAUGCUGCUCCCCAAAUGGGACACAAAGUGGUCGUGUUUGAUAUCUCUGUUGUCAGAGCCUUAUGGGAAACUCGUGUCAAGAAGCACAAGGCAUGGCAGAAGAAGGAGGCAGAAAGACUGGAGAAGAGUGCCCUGGAGAAGUACAUUUUGGAUAAAGGAGGAGUGGGACUUUGUGGCUGAGUGCAGGAGGAAGGGCGUGCCCCAGGCUGAGUACUGCAAGAACGGCUUCGUGGACACCAGCACAAGGCUCCUGGAAAAGAUAGAGAGGAACUCGACUGCCAGGCAGAGUGCACGAGUCAAGGACAGAGACAAACGGAGCAGUCCAUUUGUGUUUGAACUUUCAGGGACACAGUGGAAGGAGCUGCCUGAUUCGCUGAAGGAGCAGACACACCUCAAAGAAUGGUACAUUCACAGCACCCUCAUUCAGAUCAUUCCGACCUACAUCGAGCUGUUUCAAUCGAUGAAAAUUUUGGAUUUGCCAAAAAACCAAAUCACGUGCCUUCCAGCUGAAAUCGGUCGCUUGAAGAACCUGAAAGAACUCAAUGUGAGUUUCAACCAUUUGAGAAGUAUUCCCCCGGAGCUAGGAGACUGUGAGAAUCUAGAGAAACUGGACUGUUCUGGGAAUCUGGACCUGACGGAGCUCCCCUUUGAAUUAAGUAAUUUGAAGCAAGUUACAUUUGUGGAUAUCUCCGCGAACAAGUUCUCCAGUGUUCCGAUCUGUGUCCUGCGGAUGUGUCGUCUGCAGUGGCUGGAUAUCAGCAGCAAUAACCUGAGUGACCUGCCACAAGAUAUAGACAGGCUGGAAGAGCUACAAGGUUUUCUCCUGUAUAAAAACAAGCUGACCUACCUUCCUCAAGCCAUGCUCAACCUCAAAAAGCUCACCUUGCUGGUUGUCAGUGGGGAUCACCUGGUGGAGCUCCCGACCGCCCUCUGCGAUGCCUCCACGCCUUUGAAAUUUAUAAGCCUUAUGGACAAUCCCAUUGAUAAGACCCAAUGUCAAGACACUGAAGACACAGUAGAAAGUGAACAGGACCGCCAGCAUUUUGAUAAGGAAUUUAUGAAGGCAUAUAUUGAAGACCUGAAAGAAAGAGAAGCUGUUCCCAGUUACACCACCAAAGUGUCGUUCAGUCUUCAGCUUUGAUUCAGUCCACCAGCACCGGAAGACCACAAAAUCUUACUGCCCCGUGCUCUGAAUCUUUGUAUACGUGUUACCUCUCAUUGGAAUUGCAGCUUGUGCUUAAGGGACAAAGUCUAGAAACUACUGUCAUCACUGUUAAGAAAAGUAACAUUCAAAUUACUGAUAAAGUUGCUUAUAUAUUAAUGUUAGCACUUAUGCAUAUACUUGUUCUAAAUACUGCAUAUUUAAUAUUUUAGGAAACACAUCACUUAAAAAAUUAAAACAUACAGAACAAGUUUUGAAAUUGGAUGCAUUAUGUUCAGGAAUCAAGGGCUAGAGGGUUGUGGAUGAAAUAGAGAAUUUACCGCCUUGAAAAUGUUUCAGUAUACUGUUUAUUUUUAUUUUUAGAGAAUAACACUCCUUGAGCCUAAACAAGUUGCUAUUUCCACCUUUCAGAUUCAUUUUGGCAAGUAUGUUUCAAGCUGUACUUUGACUCUCAGGAGAGCCUGAAGGUCUACCUUGGGUCUGGAGGGCAGAAAGAAAGGCUGGUAUAGGUAGAGCAUCCGACAUUAGAUGCUCAGACAGCAUGAGCCUGGGAAGAUCUGAAUACUCUGCUUGGACUUGUCUUGGUCACCUGGUGGUCCUCACGGUCACCUGGUGGUCCUCAGACAAAGGGCCGAGGAGUGCCUUCAGGGCUCAUUGCUGUAGGUGCUGGGAAGAGUGUGGAGACCACACUGAUGGCUUCUACAUGGGAGUCACAGGAGGGCUCUGCCCACUGGAGGGCAGCUGUGGGCUGGCAGGAGCCCCUGGGAUGUUAAUGGCUCUCUUCUGGAGCUCUGUGUUCUUGAAGAACUGUAUAAAGCUUCUAUUUUUCUACUGGUAUCUUAGGCUAAAACAAACAGGAAGUGGCUGGCUGUUCUGAAGAGAAGAGGGAGAUACAAGUGUAUUACUUGUUUGUAUAUGAGUGUGCUCCUUCAGGAUGUAGCCCAGUGCAGCGCCCUCACAGUGGGGAGAACAUUCUGUGUCCGUGUUGUUAGAUGCUAGAGUCCAAGGAUGGAGCACGUAGUGUCUGACAAGCUUCAAAAACUAAAUGUAAUUUACUUAAAUAGUCACUUGUGGCUACCAUACUGCACAGCAAGGCCUAACCUCUUAGGUUGGGGUGGGAGGACAUUGUGAUUAAAAAACAAACAAAUGAAUAAACAAACAAAUGGAUAAACAAACAAACAAAUGGAUGGUUUUUACUUUUUUUUUAACCCGAAGAACUGAUUUGCUCUCAGAAUCAUAUAAUUUAAAAAAGGUUACCACAUAACACACAAUUAAAAAACAAACAAACAAAACCUAAAACAAAAGGGUUACUAAGGCUGGGACGGUGCUUAAAGCUGUUGCUACCCACAUCUAAAAACCUGGUGGCUCACCUGCAAUUCCAGUCUGGGUGCCCAGUACAAAUUCGCGAGCUGGCCAAGCCUACCGGAAGCUGUUGUUUUGAAUAGGAGAUUCAGACUCAGUAAAUAAAGUGGGAAGAUGCUAAAGGAUGAUCCAAACUCUGGUCUCUCCACGGACACACUCACACACACAGGUGCACCCCACACACAUGCAAAGACACUCAACACAUACCCACACUUACAGACAGUGGAAAGAAGAAAGACUGCUAUUGGUACUUCAGUACUUUCAUCUUUUGCCUGUCGCUAGUUUGAACUAGGCCCAAGCGUUUUUUUUAUCCUUGUCUCAGUAGAGCGUCACUUCAACAGAAAGCAAACUGUCCAGAGGUAGGCGAACGGACAAAGCGUCUUUCUUCCCAACACUGUUUCAAAUUGAUUAGUCCUAUUCGAAUGACUGUGGGAUUUUAUUCCAUACUCAAGUACACGCUUUAUAUCAAGAUAUGAAAACUAAAUGUGAAAAGAUGGAAGUAUAGAAUUUCACACAAAUAGACUGUUCAUAAUUUACGUAAGUUUUGUUUUAAUAAAACCUAGCCUUUGAG